Messenger RNA from Balearica regulorum gibbericeps (East African grey crowned-crane), 1203 nucleotides. Lineage: Eukaryota; Metazoa; Chordata; Aves; Gruiformes; Gruidae. The record is from RefSeq and is a predicted model, not a curated record.
AUGUGUCUGUUGAGUCCGGAAUGUGUUUUUGCAAUGACUUUCUUUAAAAAGACCUGGGAAGCAAUCAUCCGUAACAGCGCUCGGCUUGCUGUCUUUGAACUUAAGUUGCCUACGUAUAAGGCUCAUUCACCACAGAUUGGGAUGCGCCGAUACUUCAUUGAUCUCUUGACUGUCCUCAGCAACCGUUUCAAUCUCUGCCCUACAGCCCGGCAUCUCGCUAUCUAUUUAUUGGACCUCUUUAUGGAUCGCUAUGAUAUCACUGUCAAGCAGCUGCACAUCAUUUCAUUUGCCUGUCUUCUCCUAGCAAGUAAAUUUGAAGAAAAGGAAGAUAAAGUUCCAAAGUUGGAGCACUUAAAUAACCUGGCAUACAUGUGCAAUGUGAAUGUGGUAUUGAACAAAAAAGAAUUGCUUAGAAUGGAAAUGCUGCUUUUGGAAAACUUCAACUGGAACCUCUGUCUACCAACACCAGCACACUACAUUGAUUACUACCUCUAUGCAUCCACUGGCGAGAAUGACCUUCACAACGGCUGGCCGAUCACCUCACUGACCAAAAUCAAAGCCUUUCUGGAGAAAUAUGCAUAUUAUUUCCUUGAUUUCUCAGUGCAAGAUCAUGCUUUCCUCCAUUUUCGUCCAUCUCUGAUUGCUGCAGCUUGUGUGUGCGCCUCACGUAUCUGUAUGCAGAUUUCUCCUGCCUGGACAGCACAGCUUGAAUUGCUAACAUGUUAUUCCUGGGAACAUCUUGCCCAGUGCAUUGAAAUGAUGCUCAUAUACUAUGAAAAUGAUAUCAAAGAAGCUAGUAACAUAAAAAAGCAAGUAUCGAUUCAACAUCGAGAAGAGGAAGCAGCGGGAAAUCUGAGCUAUCAAGCCACUACUCAAGUUCUCUUCCAGCAAUCUAGUUAUCAUCCAUUAGCCCAGCAUUCAGCUACGCUUUCCCAGUUCCAGUCACCAGUGCAAGAUUUGUGCUCCGCUUAUCGCGACUCCUUGCAGGCACACAGGCCCAGCGGUCUGUUUGCUGGGAGUGCUGACUCCCACGGUGCUCUUCAGGCCAGCCUUCGGCCGUCUGCCCAGGUUCUACCCAUCCAAACACCCAUUGCUGUGCAGGUGGCCUUAGGAACAGAGCCCAGACACUGCAUUUCCACAGCUUAUGGCAGUAGUUACUUCAGUGGUCAUCACUCAUAUGCAGCUGGUUGUUUUGACAGAUAA